ACCAUGAGUAAUCAACAAGUCCCCUAUAGUUUCCAGUGAGAAUUGGGGGAUUAGCAGGGUCGCGACGUUCAUUUCUAGGUAGCGCUUCCGCUGAAGUAGGAUUCUUCAAGAUGUCAGCAUCCGUUCUAAUCCUAAUGACCAUACUUUUAUCUCGCAUUACGAAUAUUUCCUUAGGAAUUUCAUCCUAAGACAUCCAUACUAGCAGUCUUAGCGGUACGGAGACCAUUGGACCCCUAGCUACCAUAAGUGUUUAUUCACAGUCGACAUCCACCAGCAUCAGAAUAGUAACAAGGCGUUUCCAAUUGCCCCUAUCUCCACUGAAGUCAGCGCGGGAAACCGUCACUCACGCCUAGCCCCGCCUCGCUUCAGGAGGGUUCAGUGCGCCACGGACGACUAUGAUCCCCGAAACUUGGUGCGAUGUGUGCUGUAAUUUCAGCCUAGACAUCGCUAGAGAAGCAGAAUUAACGCCUGGUUUCAAGAAUCGGUAUCAAAACAGCGGGUAUUAUGCCGGUCGAUUCGAGACGGGGUAUCAAAUCGACUGCCAAUGCCAAUUCAUAAAGGAGUCCAGAUCCUCAGGUUGCGAAUACUGCAGAUUUCUUAGCGAAGUUAUUGAUACGUUCAUUCCGAACCAGACUAUCGAUGGUGAUUCGAUGCUGCUGUGUCUGCGAGAAGAUAGUACAUUUAUACAUUUUCUCCCCACGAAUCCUAACACUAUCAAUGGACGGAUCAAUUUUCAAGGAGUCGUUUACAUAUAUCGACCAACUGAUUCGAUAUCGAAGCAGUCCGGCUCUGCCUAUGCACAUAUCCCAGUUUUACCAGAUAUCAAGCCUCCAAGUUCAGAAGAAUCAUUCACCUACCUAAAAGCUUGUCUGAAAACCUGCAUUGAGACUCAUGAUUCUUGCCAGCAGGAUCUCUUGUCGCCACCAAAGCGUUUGCUUCAACUUGGGACUCGCGGAAAUGGCUCAGUUCGACUUUACGAAACGCCUAAUGAUUUUCGGGAACCAUAUGUGGCUCUAAGUUACUGCUGGGGCAAAAGCAGCGUCCUAAAAACCGAAAGCUCAAACAUUCAGUCGCUGAUGCGGGGCUUCGAUCUUAAGCAAUUGCCAGCAGCCGUGCAAGAUGCAGCUUAUGUAACUCAGAAGCUUGGGCUGAAAUACCUUUGGGUUGAUGCGCUAUGCAUCAUACAAGAUAGCAAGCUGGACUGGGAAGAUCAAUCAGCUAAAAUGUGCUCGAUAUAUGAGAAAGCACAUCUAACCAUUAUCGCAUCUUCAUCUGACGCAGCGAAUGUUUCCUUCCUCGACCAUAGUGCGCGGCCCGAGACGUUCCAUUACCAUGUCCCCGGCAAACAAGACAUACUUUUGGGAGCUAGAAGGGAGUGUAAGAGUGGUCAUCAUUUCGAUUCAUCUAUGGGGAUAGGGAAUCGUGUGGCGCCGGAUCCUACAAUAGUGAGGGGUUGGACGCUACAAGAAGCGAUAUUGCCAACUAGAGCCAUAUCGUAUUCGACAGAUGAGCUUCAGUGGCAUUGCCGAUCGACCCGAUCUUGUGAAUGCCAAAGCAGGACAAAUGACCAACAGGUAGCAAGCUUUCUCAUCGGACGAAGCCAACUAGAGACACUCGAACAAUGGGAUAAGCUUGUGCGCAUUUACACGCAACGACAACUCACAUACCUGGAAGACAAAUUCCCUGCGAUAUCUGGAAUAAGUCAACUUAUUCAUGAACAGACUGGAUGGCAGUACCUAGCUGGGCUAUGGAAAGAGCAUUUCAUUUCUCAGCUCCUAUGGACGCGACACAGUUUCCACCCUUUUUUCGAAGAUGCGGAUACGUCAAUGCCGCCUAAAUUUAGGGCUCCGAGCUUUUCGUGGGCGUCCCUAGAAUGUCCGAUCAUUACCUUUACAACUAAUCCCGAUGUUGUAGAACAGGCCGCUACUUUGCACGAAGAUGCGAAACUUGUAGAUUCGAACAUUUUGUUAUCAGGUGUUGAUCCAUUCGGCCGGGUAGAACUUGGAUCGUCUAUAACAAUGGAGGGGAGAAUGAUGCAAGACGUAGAAUUGCACGGUCCAAUGGAUGAUGAAUACGCGAAUUACUCUGUUCUGCUCGGUGGUAGAGAUUUGACCUUUGAGGCAGAUAUCCAGCUUGAAACCUUCUGUUUUACAGCUGCUAACGGCCUCCCACAGCGGACCGCUAGAAGGUCAGCUAAACCUGCUAAUGAAGGGUUUAUAAAAUUGGAGGGUAGAACAAUGGUGUCUGUGUUCUUGUUAGCACACUCCCAGGAUGCGGACGGUUUAGGCACGCAAUUCUUUCUUUUCCUUAGUGCUUCCCCUUUGAAUAGUAAUCAUAACCGAUACGAACGACUUGGGGUAUUGAUGAUGGGAAUCAAUUCGCAAGAAGGAUACAAUCUGUUGGAUUUCAGUGGUUUACCAGUUCAAAGGUUCACCAUUUUUUAGCGGUUCAUCUGAGCUGAGAAAUGGGAUUAUCUAAUCCGUACGAGAUAAUUACCUUUUAAAUACAUAAGAUGCUUGCCUAAGGCUUACUAAUAUUACUAAUAUUCCCCCAUUACUCCAUAUAUAGAAAUAUCAGAGUCUUAAGCACGAUACAACAAUACUGUCUCUGACUUACCU
This is a messenger RNA of Hypoxylon trugodes, 2618 nucleotides long. RefSeq names its product HET-domain-containing protein. The transcript has 2 exons. Lineage: Eukaryota; Fungi; Ascomycota; Sordariomycetes; Xylariales; Hypoxylaceae. The record is from RefSeq and is a predicted model, not a curated record. The coding region runs from base 396 to 2444 and encodes 682 amino acids.